AAUUAAAUCUCAUAGGACUUGAGAAUUUUUUAAAACAAAAUUGUUGUCAAUACACACGACAGACAGAAACAAUGACAGUCAAUAUAAUCAUCUAUGAUGACAUUAAUAGAUAACUAUUUAUAAUACUACCCACAGAACUUAUCUGCCAUUACCAUUUAUGAUUUUUUUUAUUUUUUCAGAGAAGUUUGCAACCUUUUUUUAAAGGUUCUCUGGACUUGUUUUCUAACAUACGUAUGUUUGAAAACAAGUGUCAAAUUUAAGUCACGUUAGUAUUUGGAUGGUUUAUAAUUAUGUUGAAUUUAGUUUUAUAUAAAGUUUACUAUGCGUAGGAUAAAUAUAUUUGUGCGUUGCAUAGGUUUAAUAGCUCGCAAAUUUAGAUAUCUCCAAGAAGUAUGGAUACUGCCAUGGUGGGGAAGCGGAGGAUUAGCCGCAGCCCCUCUGUGGGCCCUCGAUACGGUCGUGCUAGUUAUAAAGAUAUUUUCCACGUGUGCUAUGGCGGUGUUCAGGGUUUUCAUACCGCCGGCGAUGAAGAGUUUGUAUGGAGAAACAGUAUUGAUAACUGGUGCAGGCGCAGGUGUAGGGCGAGAGUUGGCCAUACAGUUCGCUGAGUUGGGCGCAACUGUUGUCUGCUGGGACAUCGACGCCAGACGAAACAACGCAGUCAUUAACGAAAUUAGGAAGAAAGAUGGAGAUUGCUUCGGCUACACAGUAGAUGUAACAGCGCGGGAGCAAGUAUUAUCAAUAGCGGCUCGCAUGCGUCAGCAGAUGGCUGACAUCUCGAUUGUGGUCAGCAACGCGGGCACCGUGACGUGCGCGCCGCUAGCUAACCUAAGACCGGACACAGUCGCUCGACUUGUUGAGGUCAACCUUCUAGCACAUUUUUGGGUUAUCCAAGCGUUUUUGCCAAACAUGAUAGAGAGGCGUCAAGGUCACAUAGUGGCAGUGAACUCGAGCGCUGGUUUGAUGCCAUGUGCGGACAUGGUGCCUUAUUGUGCAGCCAAAUUUGGACUAAGAGGUCUAAUGGACUCACUGAGUGAAGAGCUCCGUCUAGACACGUGGACAAAGAACAUUAACACAACAUCUGUCUACUUGGCGUCUAUCUCCACUGGUCUUUACCCGCCGCCCAGCCACCGAUUUGUCUCGUGGUACUCGGAGAUCACCGCGAAAGAGGCCGCGAGAUUAAUUAUUGAAGGUGUUCGCAAAAACAAGAAGUACGUCAUCAUACCCUCAUUUAUGAAAUCGCUUAUCGACCUUAACAACCUUAUGCCAUACAGAAUAAGGAUCAUAUUCGCGGAUUUCUUUAAUUUUGGACAUCGCGGCUGGUUCUGUUUCUGCUAAAUGAACACAAAUUGUUAUUGCAAGAUCAAAAUGAAGACUUUUUUAUUUGUUUUCUCAC
This is a messenger RNA of Bicyclus anynana (squinting bush brown), 1396 nucleotides long. Its product is annotated as 17-beta-hydroxysteroid dehydrogenase 13-like. NCBI's taxonomy places the organism in Eukaryota, Metazoa, Arthropoda, Insecta, Lepidoptera, Nymphalidae. The transcript is spliced from 6 exons. Gene Ontology annotation, cellular component: lipid droplet. The coding region runs from base 322 to 1338 and encodes 338 amino acids. The record is from RefSeq and is a predicted model, not a curated record. Gene Ontology annotation, molecular function: oxidoreductase activity, acting on the CH-OH group of donors, NAD or NADP as acceptor.